This is a messenger RNA of Tribolium madens (black flour beetle), 1715 nucleotides long. Its product is annotated as putative ankyrin repeat protein RF_0381. The record is from RefSeq and is a predicted model, not a curated record. Gene Ontology annotation, molecular function: protein binding. The transcript is spliced from 3 exons. Gene Ontology annotation, biological process: protein ubiquitination; positive regulation of protein catabolic process. Lineage: Eukaryota; Metazoa; Arthropoda; Insecta; Coleoptera; Tenebrionidae. The coding region runs from base 204 to 1586 and encodes 460 amino acids.
CAGUUAGACAUACGUUCUCGGAUGCAGAGAUAACUCGAUUACAAAUUAUCUUGAUCGCUCGAUAUCAGUGGCUCGAUAUUUGUUGAUUACAUUCCAACACAGUUUUCAAGUGUUUCAACAUAAUAUAACUUCAAUCAGUUGAGUUAGUUCGUCAUUUGUUAGAUGUUUUUGUGUUAAAUACUAAUCAUCGAGAAAAAGGUGCAAUGGCUAAGGUGUCGUAUCAGGAAACAAAGGAUUUCUUUGAAGCCAUUAGAAAAGGAGAUUUAAAUAAAGUUCAAGUAUACGUCUCAAACAACUCGACUUUUUUAACUUUAUGUUCAAAUGGCUUAACUCCACUUAUAGUCGCAAUAUAUUCAAAGAAUUUUGACGUAAUCAAGUAUCUAAUACAAAAAGGAGCCAAUGUUAAUUGCAAAGAUAGUUCUAAUCAUACCCCUUUAGGUUUGGCAAUAUCGAAGAACUGUUCACUAGAUAUUAUAAAGCUACUUAUAAAUAAUAAUGCAGAGAUAAAUCAAAUGACACAUUAUGAUUAUACUCCACAUUCACAAUACUCACAAUAUACUCCACUCUCAGUAUCCAUUAUAUGCAAAAAUUUGGAGGUUGCUAAACUCUUAAUUGAUAAGGGGGCCGACAUGUAUAAACAAAACUCUGAUAAAACUACUGCUCUAAGCCUUGUUCAAAAAUAUAAUAAUGUAGACAUACUGAUUUAUUAUUACACACCUCUAGGAUAUGCCAUUUUUAACGGAAAAUUAGACGAAGCACGACAACUUUUAGAAGAGGGUGCAGAUGUUUGUAUAAGUGGUGCAAGCAAAAAAAUUCCUCUUGUAAUAGCCGUUGAAAAGGGGAAUCUCGAAGCAGUCAAACUUUUAUUUGAAUUUGGAGCCGAUUUUACGAUGCCAACUGCUUUGUUACAGGCCAUAAAUGUUGGUAACCUCGAGAUGAUCGACUUUUAUAUAAAAAACAAUGUUGUAAUUAAUUACGAACAUCGGGAUGGAACUACACCUCUAAUAAAAGCAAUUCGGAAGGGGAAUUUUGAAGUGGUGAAAAUUUUGUUCGAAAAUGGCGCCCACGUCAACUUUAAAAGUAGUCACGGUUCUUAUCCAUUGUUUGAAGCUUUGAAACUUGACAAUUGCGAUAUUAUAAAAUAUUUACUAAGUAAGGAAGCGAAAAUGAAUGGUAAAUGUUUAAUGAAAGACAAUUUUCAAUGUGUAAAGAAUUUAAUUAAGUAUAAAAUUGAACUCAAAACUGUUUUGCUGGGUGAUCUUGAACCUUCUACUUUGCUAAAAGGGGUUGAAACUAAAAAUGCCCUUUUUGUAAAAUAUCUUUUGAAACAAGGACUUUCAAUUAAUUCGUAUGACGACAAGCAAAAAAGUCCACUCGCAGUCGCUGUAAAAAAUCACAGUGUCUUAAUUGUCAAAAUUUUGAUCGAUGCUGGCGCUCGUAUAGAUUCAGCCAAAGAAGAACUGAAGGAACUUGCCAAUAAGAAUGACGAAUUCUAUAUCUACUAUCAAAGUUUGAAACUAAACCUAAACAAACCUACAUUAUUUUCCGAAGGGUUUGGCAGUGGAGCUCACGAAGCAGCAGAUUAAACACUGAAAUUUGUUUUUAAGAUUUUAGAGUUUUUGCUUUCAUUUUUCAUUACACAAAUAAAUUUAUUAUUAUUCAUUUAUUAUUAUCCAGGUUAUGCUUUUAGACUUUUUGUUUAUUUUUCAUUAGCU